AUUAAAUGAAACUAGGCAAAGAACCCGUGCGAUAUCGCACGGACACUCAUUUUAUAAAAAUAAUAUUAUAUAAAAUUCAUUUUUAUAAAAUAACUUUUAUAAACAUUUUUUACAAUUACUUUUGAGGAAAUACAUAUGUUACAAAAUUUCUCGCAUGCAACUAUGUUUCUUUAUUGAAAAUACUAAAAACUAUAUUUCUUUAUUGGUAAUACUAAAAACUAUGUUUUAUUUAUAGGUUUGGUUGUAAUAAAUUUAUAAACAUGUAAAUACCAAAUAAGAUAUAUGUCUUUUAGUUCAUUUAUUUAAAAAUCUCUAUUUGAAUCUAAUUAAAAAGCAAACACAUUCCAGUCUAAUUUUUUACUAAAUUAGUAAGGUAACUUACAAUGAAAAGUAAAAUAUUCAUGAUUUUUUUUUCGAAACCAUGUCAGACGUGUGCAGUCGAAAACAUUACUAUAUGACAAUUUUAAGAUAUAUUAUCCCUUAACAUAUUCUUCUUAGUAUAUCAUCCAUAUUUUCUGUUUUAUUAGACGUUCUUAAAAAAUCAAACUGGCAUUAAAAACUAAUUAAAAUUCAAUUUAAAAUGAAAAUAGAUUUUAAACCUUCAAUAUAAUUUCGAGUUCUCAGUCAAACUUAUUCAUUAUAUGUAUAUUCUAUAAAGAAAAAUUCCCAAAAAAAUGCAUGCUUACAAAUUAAGAAGCAGAUUUUGGUAUAAUUACAAUGUGUAUACUGAUACACAAAAACUAUUUAUUUUAUAAGAUUAUGUAUUAUAAGAAAUAUUAAAAAAAUUGUAACGACUUAAAAAUAAAUAAAAAACGAUUCUUAAUUAUUCACAAAUUUUAAAAUCUUUAUAUCUCUUUGUUGACUAAUCUGCUGACAAAAAAAAGACUAAUAUACAGUUCCAAAUUCUUAACUAAUUAAAAUUCAUUUUAAAAUGAAAAUAGAUUUUAAACCUUCAACAUAAUUUUGAGUUCUCAGUUAAACUUAUUCAUUAUAUGUAUAUUCUAAAAAGAAAAAUUCCCAAAAAAAUGCAUGUUUACAAAUUAAGAAGCAGAUUUUGGUAUAAUUACAAUGUGUAUACUGAUACAUAAAAAGUAUUUAUUUUAUAAGAUUAUAUAUUAUAAGAAAUAUUAAAAAAAUAUUGUAACGACUUAAAAAUAAAUUAAAAUCGAUUCUUAAUAAUUAAAAAAUUUUAAAAUCUUUAUAUCUCUUUGUUGACUAAUUUGCUGACAAAAAAAAAAGAUUAAUAUACAGUUCCAAAUUCAUUACUUGAACUGUUGAAAACAUUUACUAAAUUACCGCACAUAAUAUCUUUUGGUAGUUCUUAUUUAAAUUUAAUAGUCUGGAAAUUUUGAAAUCAAAUAAAAUCAUUUGUAAGCUCUAUCAUGUUUUUCCAAAAGGUGUGACAAAAAAUUUAUAAUGGCUCAAACAUAACUACAAAAUUUUCAGUUUAAUGAUUUACUGAAAUAUGUCAAUAUAUUUAUUUCCAUUAAAUAUUUGAAGAAAGACUUUAAUUAUAAAUGUAUCAAAAUUAUUCAAACUAUUUGUACUAAAAUCAUUGAUUUCAACACUCUCAUUUAUUAAUGACACAUAAAAAAGCCUUAUCUUCAGAUUCAUCGUCAUAUAAGAAGUCACCAAGAUUAAAAUGAAAUGAGUUCAUCAAUGGUGUUGUGGUGAAGUUUUUGAAGAUCUUAGAUUGUAUUAUAAAUCAGGCCGCAACUUUCAUCCGUUAAUAGGCCAUAACUUAUAUCAAAUUUUGUAACUCUAUGAUUCAUAUUUUGGACUGAGGAGUGAAUCUGCAAAAUAAAAACGAAAGCUAAGUUUAUAAAUCAGUGAAACAAUAAACUGAAAACCUUUAUUUACUGGCGGUAAUUUAUUGAAAUUCUUUGAAUGUGGUCUGGGUUAUCAAAGUAGACACUUUUCUUAAAUUAAACUGUUUUUUUUUAAGAAAUAAAAUAUUAUUACCAAACCUGUUGUUUAUAAAUAUGAUAGAAAAACAGAUGAACAUAAAUAAGAAGAAUUUUCUGAGUUCACUUCACAAUUAUAAAGAUAAUGAUUAAUUGCAUACCAUGUGUUGCCACACAAUCCAAAGUAGAAGAUGAUUGCAAAUCUCUUAAAAGAAAGAUCAAAAAAUAAUUAAGAUAAAAAAAAAUUAAUAAUAAUUAAGAUCGUUUUAAAGAAGUAAAGAUGAAGAUGUAAUAGUAGUUAAUAGUAACAGUUAAUAUAUUGAUGACAAAAAAAAGUAAUAGUUAUAUAUUGAGUAAAAGGGUAAUAAUUAAGAAUAUCAAAAUUUUAGUUAACGGUUAGGAAAGUUAUCUCGUUUGAAAAUAUGACUUUUGUUGUUUCCCUUGCUGCUUUUGACUUUUAAAGUUAUACAUUAUUUUUGACGAAUAAAAAGUUAUACAUUAUUUUUGACGAAAAAAAUAUCAUAGAUUAUUUUAUAUGUCAUGAUUUGGACGUUAACAUGUUAAAUAGUUUUACAGAAUUGCGACAUCAGGACAAAAUAUCGUCCCUAACAUUAUUUUAUACUUAAUGUAAUUUGACAACUUCUUUUCAAUUAAUGUAAUUUUUAAGAUGAAAUUAUACAAUUUUUAACAUUAAUUACUGAAAAGACACAUAUAUAAUUUGACAACUUCUUUUCAAUUAAUGUAAUUUUAGGAUAGAGCAACACAACCUUUGACAUUAAUAUAUAUGUGUAAAAACACAACUCUUGAACUAAAAUAAGUGAGAUUAGCGACAAUUUUACUUUGACAAAUGUAUGAUCAUAGACUAUUUAUGGAUUUUAUUUGAAUAGUUACAUCUUUUCAAUUUAAAUGGACGCACUCUUUUAACAUAAAAGUAAUUAUUUGAAAAGAUAUUUAUAUAAAUAGUUACCACUUUUCAGUUUUAAAUAGAUACUUAUAUGUUUAUGACAACUUAUCAUAUACAAAUCAGUGACCAUUUUUUUAUCAAGUAUUAAUGACCAUUUUUUUAUUUGUCACCUUUGAACAAUUCAAAUGGUGUCUUUUCAUAAAAGGAAAUAUAGCUAGUAACUUUUCACAGUAUUAAUUGUGACCUUUCACGAACAAAAUUAUAACCGUCACAAAAAAUAUUAGGUUAAUUAAACCGCAUGCAUGCAAAAUAUUUUUCAUUCCUGAGAAUCUUAAUAUGCAUGUAGAUGUGGACAAAACAAAGUUCCAGAGUAAAUCGCAUGCAUGCAUUCCUUGUAAACUUUUUGUUAUGAAUUCUAUAUAUAAUGUAAAGCAAAGAAUUCGUUCACGUAUGACUACUAUCGACAAAAAUCCAUAACAAAAGAAGAACAAAUUUCAAGCACUUGUUCAACCAUUGCACAUGUUCGUUUAUGUUUCAAAAGAAUCAAAACUUACAGAACCUUAAACGUUAUAACCAAAAAAUAUUUCCAGAAACUUAAAUGCCACAAUGCAACAUUUCCAGGUGCCGUGUGUAUAUAAAUUGUUUAUGAAUGUACACUUAAAUACAUGUUUUACGUUUAAGCUGGACAUGAUUCUUUACGUUUCUAAUCCAACAUCAGAAUUCAUAAAUGCAUGCAAAGCAUUAAUUCAUGCAUAAAAUGUUUAAUUAUUUUUACCAAAAAAAAUGUUUAAUUAUGCCGACCCUAGCUUCUAUCACGAACACUCACUAAUAGAUGUAAUAUGUUCGUUAAAAAGAUGUGAGAAGGAUACACGUGAUGGUUCGGGAAAAUGAAUUAGAAGUUAUGUUGAAGGAGAAAACAUGAUAGGAGAACUUGACUCUAGAUCAUAAUGGCAAGCGAUUUAUUCAAGCUCGGAAUAAAAAGAUUGCAGUUUGGACAAGACCUCCUGCUGGUUAUGUUAACUGUAAUGUUGAUGCAUCGUUCGAUCAUUUGAAUAUGUUUUCUAAAAAUUUGUAUCCAUGUAAUUGCUUAGAACUUUUUUCCACCAUUUUUUAUUAGUUUGAUUAGUGAAAUUUUUAUUUUGAAAAUGCAUGGUAGAGACUAUUUAUAGAUUUUAAAAAUCUGUUUGAAUAGUCACAACUCUUAAAUUUGAAUAGUCGCAUUCUUCCAAUUUAAAGAUAGUUAUUUUGAAAAAAAUACUUAUAAGAAUAGUCACGACUUUUCACUUUUUAAAAGAUACUUAUAUGAAAAGUCACAACCAUUAAACAAUUUUUAGAAAAGAUACAACCUUCCAACAUUAAACUUUUAGAAAAGACACAACUUUUUAGAUAUCUUUUACAAAAGAUACAACCUUUCAACAUAAGUGGAUUCAUAACCUUUGGAAUUAAUUGAGAUUGCUAUUAUUAGUAGAUAUGAUAAAUAUGUAUUUUAAAUAUUUGGUGUGAUGAAUAGUAUUACCCCAAAUUUGGUGUAACACUGUUUACACUACACCAAAUUUGGUGAGAUAGAAUUAAUUUUGGUGUUUUGUUAGAGGUGAUAUCUUUAUAUAUAAAAGACAGUUUAGUCUCUUCUUAGGCCAUCCACGUAAGCCUCCACAUGGAUAAGUCGCUUCAUCUCGCGAUGACACGUGUCUCUAAAGACGGAGCGCUGCGUUUCAUUAAACGGAACGCGUUAUCUUCUGGGCUUGACUCGAUCUUUCUGUGUUGGGCCUUUUGUACUCACGGCCCGAAUGAUGUCACGACGUCUCCAACCCUAAUAACACAUUACUCUCGCGUAUCUCUUUUCUGCGCCGGCGACGCGUGACGUCUGCGAUUCAUCCCUCUUCGAUGAAACGGCCGUAGUUAUGUCGUCGUCUUUAUUCCAAUUGCAUUCAAUCCCUCACUCAGACUCUUCAAUGGGCCUUUUGAUCCCGAGCGGUGUGGAUCUGUAUAAAUAUGUAAGUAUCUAUAGAUCUCCAACACAUCCUCUCUUUCUUUCUCUUGAGAUUUUCUGAUUCCUGUUGCUAUGGCUAUUUUGAGAGUCUUCUUCUCUGACCUGAAGUCCGGCAAAUGCUCUUCCGUCGUCGAGGCCCGGCUUUUACGGUUAUGGGAGGCAAGGAACGUCAAACGCGGUGGCGAGCUGAUGUGGGUUGAUAUGCUGCUUAUGGACGUGAAUUCGACUUUGAUCCAAGCUACUAUCAACGCAAUUCGGCUUCCAAAGUUCCGAGAGAGGCUAGCCGCCGGGACAAUGUACUCUGUUUCUUGCUUUGACGUGGCUCGCUGUGCUCAGAACUUCAAGCUUGCGGACUCUUCUUUGAUGAUCCGGUUUAACGAUUCCACCGAGUUUGACGUGUUUUCUGAUCCGGUCUCGCCAAUACCUGCAGAGGGAUUCCGGUUCCGUAACCAAACCGAGUUGGUUGGUUUAGCCAAUACAAACACUCAGCUUCCAGAUAUUAUUGGUGAGAUCGUGGUGGUGAAGAGCACCGUGUCUGAUCAUCCGGAAGACAAAAACCGUGUCAUGGUCACCGUCAAACUAGAAAAUGAUGUGUCGGUCACUCUUAGUUUGUUCGACGCUCAAGCCGUUUCAUUUCACCAGAAGCUUGGAGGCAUGCGUGGUGAUCCUAAAGUGAUUGUUGCCACAAGCAUAAACCCGAAGAUGGUUGGAGGUCGUUUAUUCCUCAACGCGACGUCAGGAACACAUGUUUAUUAUGAUAAGGAGACACAUGCAGGAGAGUCUUUAUUUUACCGAUUGGUGGCUAGAGACACUGGUCUUCCGUCCGCCGCACCUCUCUUGAAGUCUUAUGCGAAGGUUAAGCCUGUGACAAUUGCUGAGCUUAACCAUUUUAUCACUACAGAUCCGCUCCAGGAAAUAGAUUUCUUAUGUACUGGGAGAGUUUCUCGAGUUGAAGCGGACAAGGGGUGGUGCUAUGUUGCGUGUUCUAAGUGCAGCAAGAAGUUGCAGCGCAUUGUCACUUCUUUCGAAUGUGCGCGCUGCAAUAAUCCUCAUGCGGUCGGAUCUCUGCGUUAUCGCGUUGAGAUGGUUGUAACUGAUGAUACUGCGGAAGGGACAUUUGUUUGCUUUGAUGGUGUUAUGACUAAGUUGCACAAUCUCAGGGCAAGUGAGGCGGUUCAGUUACUGGCUGAAGAAGGAGUGAACCCUGAGGAUUCCGUGAUGCCUCCGUUCGUUGCAGGAAUGGAAGGCAAGACCUACACUUUCCAGGUCCGUGUCACACCCUACAACUUCACCGUCAAUCACCAGACAUUCACUGUGUCACGUAUCAUCAAUGAGGUUGAGUGUGCACCAGCUCCAGACUUUGUCGAUGAUGGGGGUGAUGACAAUGAUGAUGAUGAUGCGCCAAACGGGACGAUCAACCGUGAGAAGUCUGGUUCCAGCAAGGGCAGUUGUGAGUCAUCAAAGAGUGUUGGAAAGGAGCCAGUCGGUAAUGUGCGCAAGAGGGUGCGUAUUGCUUGAGAUGGAUCUUCGAUAAUCAUCUCUCGAUGUUCUGCAUCUUAAUAAUGUUUCUGCAUUCUAGUUUUUCUCAGCUUCCUCUAUCUAUGUUAUGGAUUUUCUACAUUCACGUUUUUUUUUUCAAACUCUCUACUUUAUGGUUGUUAUGAAUGCCUUUUAUCUUGAGUUAACAUAAGUUAAAAAAAAAGGAACAAGUUGAUGCUUUAUUUGA
This is a messenger RNA of Brassica rapa (field mustard), 6524 nucleotides long. RefSeq lists its product as uncharacterized. NCBI's taxonomy places the organism in Eukaryota, Viridiplantae, Streptophyta, Magnoliopsida, Brassicales, Brassicaceae. The record is from RefSeq and is a predicted model, not a curated record.